Molecule: messenger RNA, 1746 nt
Organism: Lichtheimia ornata
Lineage: Eukaryota; Fungi; Mucoromycota; Mucoromycetes; Mucorales; Lichtheimiaceae
Exons: 2
Coding region: 1-1746 (581 amino acids)
Biological process (GO): copper ion import; intracellular iron ion homeostasis; iron ion transport
Cellular component (GO): plasma membrane
Molecular function (GO): ferric-chelate reductase activity
Source: RefSeq, a predicted model, not a curated record
AUGGAUAUGAAUAUGGAUCAUUCUAGUCAUGGUGCGAUUGAUGAAUCGACACCUUGGAAUGCUAAUAUACCCUACGCAGGUGCUUUAGCUGGCGUCAUUUCAGGCCUUACGUUUGUACUUUUUCUACGACAUGUAGCCCAAUCUAUUACAUACAUUCGCCACUCGUCAUUUUUCGGCAAAUACAACCGAUUGGAACGCUAUGUCGUCAACAAGUGCAGCUACACGCUCAAUUUGGGUAGCAGCCGAUCUCGUCUUACACCUGUAUUACCACCUGUUGGUGCUAUUUUGUUGAUUCUCGCAUUGGUGACCACGGCUGUACCUUUAUUAUUGGUUCAAACGGAUUUAGCUAUCAAUUCAAAUCGUGCAGGCUUUUUGGCGAUUUCGAUUGUUCCAUUCAUGUUGGCGUCGACUGGCAAAAACUCGGCUAUGGCAUUGUUGACAGGCAUCUCACACGUGAAACUCAACUUUUUACAUCGCACCUUGGCAACAGCCAUUGUUGUGUUGGCAACAGUACACAUGGCCUACAUGCUUGAAAAUUGGUCAAGAUUCUCAUGGUUCCUGAAAGAAAAACUUGCCACUGAAAAGGUGCAGCAUGGUCUUGCUGGCUAUGGUUGCCUAUGUUUUGUCUUUGUCACAAGCUUAUAUCCCAUCAGACGCUACUGCCAUGAGCUAUUCCUCGUCACCCACCUUGUCGGCUUUGGAUUUUUGGGCGCUAUUGCCAAGCAUACACCUUAUGCAAUGCGUUACUUUUUUGCGGGCUUGCUAUGUUACUGCGUCAAUGCACUUACAGGCUGGUUUGUAAAGUCGCGUAUUGGUCGUGCACGUGUUGAAGUGCUCCCACAUGGUUGUACACGCUUGUCAUUACGUCUUUCAAGUCCUAUCACCCACCGUCCUGGUCAACAUGUUUACAUCAGCUUGCCCAAGGUAUCCUAUGUCCAAUGGCAUCCAUUCACCAUCACCAGUGUACACCGCAAAACGGAAGACAAUGCAUGUGACAUGAUUGAAAUGUAUGCAUGUGUACGUGGCAACUUUACUCGCAAGCUAUACAAACUCGCUCAACAAGGUGAAGAAUGGCCCGCAUUUAUUGCUGGUCCUUAUGGCAACGGAUCACCUGAUUUGGAUCCCACUGAAAUGCUCACUCAUCAUGAUACCUUGUUGCUCAUGGGUGCUGGUGCUGGCGUCACAUUCCCUAUGCGACUUGUACGUGAGCUUGGCUUGACACUAUUGGAAGGUGGCAUGAUGACCCAACAACAAUCGAUUCGCUCCAAGGACAUUUACUUUGCUUGGUCCGUACGUCAUGUUGGUGAGCUUGAAUGGUUUUAUGCCGAGUUGCAGCAACUCCUUGUGGAUUUUGAACAUGCUCGCAAACGAAUGCAACUCAAAUAUGACUUGCCACAUGUCCAUGUUCUUUUGUAUGUGACCGAAACGAACAAGCAAGGCGCUGACAACAUCAUUGAAUUGCCUACUCCCCCUACUGAGAAAGCCGCAUCAUUGGAUGGUGAAGGUAGUCGCAUGUUUUCCAAUGUGGAUGAUGAUCACGUGCAAGAUGAAGAUGCCCCCAAGCCUCGUGUGGUGUUUGGAUCUCGCAUGGAUGUUCGUGCUUUAUUCAAGGAAGCUGGUGGACGUGAACCUGGCAUCUUUGCAUGUGGUCCUGCCAGCUUUAAUGCAAGCAUCAAAAACGCCGUGGCGUCUGCUACACGACCUGGAUACCUUCCACAUUUGCAUUGCGAGGAGUUCCAAUACUAG